AUGACUCCACACAGAUCCAACCAGCAAGGGCACCUUCCAAGUUUCCCACCAGGAUUCCCACCAAUGCCAUACCCAACUACACAGAACCAAGAUUGGGAUAUGAAGGAUAUGCUCCAACAACUCCUUCAAGGGCAAGCCAAAGGUUCACUAGACAUGAACCACAAGUUGCUAGAAAUAAACUCAAAACUGGAGUCAUUGACUUCAAGAGUGCAAACCAUUGAGUCUUCUACUGUGUCAUCCUCUUCAUCUCACGAGUAUGCUCAGGCUGUUACACUGAGAAGUUGGCGACAAUUUCCAAGCAGGGCUAGCCCACCCCAAAUCUCUGUGGACAUCGAUGACGAGGAAGGGGAGGAUUUGGUCGAGUAUGACCAUAUUCCGGCACCGAACUCGAUCGAGCUGGAACAAAACCCUGAACCCGAACUCGAUCGAGCUGAAGAAACCGAGACUCAGAAAGACAAACCAGAACUCGAUCGAGCUGAGAAGAGAACAGACAAAGCAAGCUCCAGCCAACCAGUUAAACCUGUUGCAAGGAAGAAAGAUACUCCAGCACGACCAUGA
Messenger RNA from Microthlaspi erraticum, 558 nucleotides. The record is from the annotation of a GenBank genome assembly. NCBI's taxonomy places the organism in Eukaryota, Viridiplantae, Streptophyta, Magnoliopsida, Brassicales, Brassicaceae.